AUGACUGUGUUUUGUGGAACGGCAUUUCACGUACCAGAACGACAUAAGCUGGAGGUACUUCAAGAUGUCUUAAUUGUCGUGAGUGACACCGAGGGGAUUAUUGAACGUAUUCUGCGGCCAUUGGACUGUGAUUACAACAAGGUGAAGGAAGAGGCCAGGGAGGCUGGCAACCUUGUGACUUUGCGUCCACGCCAGUAUUUGAUUCCCGGACUUAUCGACCUGCACGUUCACGCACCGCAGUGGCCUCAAGCUGGAAAGGCGCUUCACCUUCCGCUUGAGGAAUGGCUGCAGGAGAAUACAUUUCCGCUGGAGGCCAAGUACAAGGAUGUAAAGUUUGCGGAGAGGGUUUAUAAUUCUCUUGUCGAGACAUUACUGGCAAAUGGCACUACCACCGCCGCGUAUUACGCCACAAUUCAUGUGGAGUCAAGUCUGGAACUUGCCAGAAUUUGUUUGCAGAAGGGGCAACGGGCAGUGAUUGGAUGUGUGGCGAUGGAUAUUCCAGGGGCGUGUCCAGAUUUUUACCGUGAUGGAAGUGCGGUGGAUUCCAUUGAUAAGACUGCCGUUUUUGUUGAGGCUGUCAAGGCAUUGAAGGGAAAUGAACGCGCUCUGGUACUCCCUUCCGUUUGCCCUCGAUUUAUUCCUACAUGCAGCACAGAGUCUCUUCGUGGACUGGGGGAACUCGUGAAGAAGUAUAAUUGUCAUGUGCAGACACACUGUUCGGAGAGUGAUUGGGAGCAUAAUCACGUCAUUGAGCGUUUCAAGAAACAUGACGCUUUUGCAUUGGACGGGUUUGGUCUCGUGACAAGACAUACUGUUUUGGCACAUUCAAACUUCUUGUCAACCGAAGACAUGGAUCUUGUUCUCAGCAGAGGGGCUGCAGUGGCUCACUGUCCGUUGUCAAACUUUUAUUUUUCCAAUGCCGUGUUUCCUUUGAAAAAAGCACUUGACAAGAACCUUCACGUCGGUCUCGGUACCGACGUGUCGGGUGGAAACAGUCCUUCAAUCCUCGAUAACUGCCGCUACGCCGUUGCGGCUUCUCGCGCACUAGAGGAUGGUGUCGACCCCAACAAGGAUGAAAAAGAACGGAGCGGCUGGAAGGGGGCUCGAAUAAAUUUUAUUGAAGCCUUUUGGCUAGCGACAACGCAAGGCGGUGUGUCGCUGGAUUUGAAUAUUGGCAAGUUUGAGCCUGGUUACGCGUUUGACUCCCUGGUGAUUGAUGUGGAUGCACGCAGCAGCAACGUGAAGGUCUUUGACAGUGAGGACUCUUUGGAACACAUUUUUCAGAAGAUUGUUUAUCAAUCAACUUCUGCAAACAUUACUCAAACUUGGGUUGGGGGGAGACUUGUGCACCAGCUUUGA
Trypanosoma cruzi is the source of this 1359-nucleotide messenger RNA. Its product is annotated as guanine deaminase, putative. Gene Ontology annotation, biological process: guanine catabolic process. Gene Ontology annotation, molecular function: zinc ion binding; guanine deaminase activity. The record is from RefSeq and is a predicted model, not a curated record. Gene Ontology annotation, cellular component: cytosol. Lineage: Eukaryota; Euglenozoa; Kinetoplastea; Trypanosomatida; Trypanosomatidae. The coding region runs from base 1 to 1359 and encodes 452 amino acids. The transcript has a single exon.